UGGUCCCGCCCCGCCGCCCAUUGUCCUGGCGCCACGUGACGGGGCCGGUUACACAGCAUCCUUCCCCGCCGCCGCCGCCGCCGUUUGUGCUGAGUCACGGCGCGGCGCUUCCCGGUGCUGCAGAGCGUCCUGCGGCUGCCGCCCGACUGACAGCCUUUCCUAUGGGGACGGACGGCGCCCGCGCUCUCUUGGAGCGGGCGGCCACCCUCACGCUGCAGACCGGCAACCUCCUCAACUGGGGCUGCCAGCGCAAGAAGUGCCCGGCUACCCCCAGCGAGGAGGUGCGGGACUGCAUUCAGAAAACACUGACUGAAUGGAGCUCCAAAAUUGGACCAGAUCUAAAUCAGGAAAUAGUGGAAGUUCUGGAAUGUUCUGUAGCUCAAGCUAUAGAAAAAAUAAAUCCUGAAGAAAGGGAUGAAUUGAAAGUAUCAGCAAAACUUUUCCUGCUGGGAUCAAACUCUUCAUCGAUCGGAGAUGCAGUUGACCUGGCGUGUUCUGCCCUUGGUGUUACACAGUUAGACUCAGUCAUCAUUGCUCCACCUCCUGUUGACGAUGGAACUAGCCUGUCCUUGGAGUACCUGCAACCUUAUUGGCAAGAACUUGAACAUUUGGUUCGAAACAAAAAGAUUGUUGCCAUAGGCACCUCUGACUUAGAUAAAACACUCUUAGAGCAGCUCUAUCUGUGGGCACAGGUGAAACCAAGUAGUAAUCAGGUGAAUCUAGCUUCCUGUUGUGUGAUGCCACCUGACCUCACAGCAUUUGCAAAAGAGUUUGACAUACAGCUCUUGACUCACAAUGAUCCAAAAGAAUUACUUUGUGAAGCAAGUUUCCAAGAAGUUCUUCAGGAAAGCAUCCAGAAUACGAAAGCACAGGAGUGGACUCCUUCAUGGCUUCUCCGAUACUCAGUCAUUGUUAAAAGCAGAGGAAUUAUCAAGUCCAAAGGCUAUAUCAUUCAAGCUAAAAGAAAUGUCUCUUAAAACACUUGCAUUUUCUGUUUCCUAAUGGCCUACUGGUUUAAUUUCUUGGGGAUGGGGAGGGGGCAAGAAAUUGCUUUUUUUUUCAUAGAAAUACUUUUACAGCAUUUGUAACAAAGACCAAAAGUUGUAAUUACUCAGCCAUAUGUCAGCAGGAGUCUGCAGUGUUCUAACACUAUUUUUUUUUUCUUUCUUAACCUAUUGAUCAGUUCAUUUAUAAUAUUAAAUAUUUUGCAUUUGUUUUUAUCUGAAAUGAUCUACAGAGAAACAGUUGAAAAUAUUUUUCUUUGUAUGACCAGUUCACUGUAAAAUUAUUGUUCUAUUUCAGCUGCCAUUAGGUAAUGUAGAGAAGCUUAUAUUUUUUGAAAGAAUUAAUUUCUCUUAAUACUUACCUGGUUGGUACAGAGUUGAAGCACUCAGUGACUAGAUUUUAUGGGAAAAUGUGGGAUUGUCUGAAAAAUACCCUCGAAUUAAAGUGAUAUCUCAUUCCUUGGUGUGUGUAUAUACAUGGACAGUUCUAUUUGUGUGAAUGGCAAAAAAUGGUUUAUUUUUAAUACAGUGUAAAAGACAUCAAUGAUUUAGAGACAAUGCAUCAUCCAAAUUACUUUCUGUCUGUUACUUGAAUUCCUUCUGUCUUCUUUGUGCCUCAGUGUGCUUUGUUUAGUGUUUGCAUAAGUGUGAUGACAACUUUACUGCUUGAAAUAUAAAAGUGUACUGUUUUCUGAAGGUUUAAAACAAGAACUGAAAACAAGUGGUGAAAAAAUCUGAUAAUAGCAAAUUGAAUUGUGCCUGUCUUCUCAGCUGUGCCUAGCUGUGGUUGUGGGUUUUGGUUUUUCUUUUUAUUUAAAUACUCAUAACCUACUGUCAGAAUCAUCCAAAUGUUGAAGCUGUUCACUACAGGAUUGUCUAAAAUCAAUGCUGCCUUUUGCGGUUGCCUAGGAAACUUGUUUGCCUGAGUGCCACUUAGAAACGAUGCAAGCAAGAGUUAGCUUGUAGUUAAGUGUAUUUGUGUUUGGCAGCAGCUUAGUUCACUGGCUUUUGAAUCCUAGGGAGAUUGCUGCAGUUAAGGCAAAGCUUCUGGUUUAAUAGGGUGUUUCUCUCAAAGACAUCUUUUCACCUUUCUUGGCCUUCAAAUCAGAAUAGACAGCAAAAGCUCCACUUGUACUGUGUGUCUAAAAUGCUCCUUUUUACUUCAGAUUUCAGUGAGGAGCAGGACUUCAGAUUAUUAGUAGUCAUUAACUUAAUUUGUAUAUAUUUUGAGAUCUGGACUGUAAGGGAAUGAAUUUUCACCAACUUCUUUCAGAUUCAGUCAUAUAGGCAGCUAGUGCAAUGUGAAUGCCUGUAGGUAGUGUUAGCUUCUUAUAAUCCAUCCCACCAGGAUACUGUUCCAAGAUACCUUUUUUGAGUCCUCAAAUAUCUGUAGGUGGCAAAUACUGGGAAUUUCUUCUAGACUACUUCAGUUCUUUGAUAAGUGAGAGAGAUGGAGAUGGGAACUAAUAAUGCACCCAAAAACGUUUGUGUUUUCACUUUUUCUGCUCAUCAAAAUGUCUUUCAAAUGUUGUGUCAGUGUGUAUCAGGUUCAAAAUUACACAAGUUUCAUUUUAAACUGCCCCACUAGCUUUGAGGUCUGCUGAUUAGCUGUUAUCUGUCUGUUUGGCUGGUGACAUUCUCUAGUGUGUCGGUCUGCACGCGUGCUUGGUUUUACAAAUUGGAAUGCUGCAAAACUAGAAUUGUGCUGCAAAUGUAGAGGCUGCUACGUUGGGGUAACUAAUUACUUCCUUUCUGUAAACUGCUAUCAGUUUGCUUGCCAUAGAACAGAAACUUUUAAGACAUGAGAAUUAAUAUUUUUCUAGAGUUGGCACUAGUGUAACAUUUUAUGAGCUUGAUUUGUUUUGCAUCGAAGUGGGAGAGAUGGGAUUUCCUUCUAUGAAAAACUUGAAAGUUUGAAUUAAAGUUUUAGGCACUUAA
This is a messenger RNA of Pogoniulus pusillus (Red-fronted tinkerbird), 2942 nucleotides long. RefSeq names its product glutamate-cysteine ligase modifier subunit (gene GCLM). The record is from RefSeq and is a predicted model, not a curated record. Gene Ontology annotation, biological process: glutathione biosynthetic process. Gene Ontology annotation, cellular component: glutamate-cysteine ligase complex. NCBI's taxonomy places the organism in Eukaryota, Metazoa, Chordata, Aves, Piciformes, Lybiidae. Gene Ontology annotation, molecular function: enzyme regulator activity; glutamate-cysteine ligase catalytic subunit binding. Bases 162 to 977 code for a protein of 271 amino acids. The transcript has 7 exons.